Molecule: messenger RNA, 1023 nt
Organism: Lodderomyces margitis
Lineage: Eukaryota; Fungi; Ascomycota; Pichiomycetes; Serinales; Debaryomycetaceae
Product: GCY1
Exons: 2
Coding region: 1-1023 (340 amino acids)
Cellular component (GO): cytosol
Molecular function (GO): aldose reductase (NADPH) activity
Source: RefSeq, a predicted model, not a curated record
AUGUUGUGUACAAAAGUUUUAAAACAAACCCUUUAUGGUAAUUUUUCUGUGCGUCUCGCUCAAUUUUCCCUUGCCAUUGAACCCAAACACUUCUCACCAUUAUCGAACUUGCCAUUGAAGAAACAAUUGCACACAAUGUCAGCUCAAUUGAAAGUUAAUACUGCCGAAUUCACUUUAAACACAGGCGCCAAGAUCCCAGCCGUUGGUUUGGGCACGUGGCGUGCUAGCGAAAAAGAUGCUGCCUACAACUCUGUCUUGACCGCCUUGAAGAAUGGCUACAGACACAUCGACACUGCUGCUAUCUACGGAAAUGAAGAAGAAGUAGGAAGAGGAAUUGCUGCAGCUGGAAUCCCAAGAAGCGAAUUGUUUGUCACCACCAAGUUGUGGAACAAGAAGCACAAGGAUGUUGAAGCAGCUUUGGAUGAAUCGUUGAAGAAAUUGGGUCUUGAUUACGUCGAUUUGUACUUGAUCCACUGGCCCGUUUCCACUGACCCAGAAACUGAUAAACCAUACUCAGACCACGACUUUGUUGACACUUGGAAGACUUUGCAAAAGAUCUACAAAGAAGGUAAAAAGGUCAAAGCAAUUGGUGUUUCCAACUUUACUGUAAAGAAAUUGGAAAAGCUUUUGAAUGCUGAUGGUGUGGACGUUGUGCCUGCUGCCAACCAAGUUGAAGCUCACCCAUUGUUGACUCAACCAGAAUUGUACGACUACUUGAAGGCAAAGAAUAUUGUUUUGGAAGCUUAUUCGCCAUUGGGUUCAAGUGAAUCCCCAUUAUUUAAGAACAAGGCAAUCACCGACAUUGCUGAAAAGAAUGGUGUUGAACCAGCUCAAGUUUUGGUCUCAUGGACAGUGCAAAGGGACACUGUCGUUUUGCCAAAGUCGGUUACUGAUUCAAGAAUCAUCUCAAACAUCAAGACAUUCACUUUGAGUAAGGAAGAUUUUGAAACCUUGAACAAGCUUUCUGAGAAAGACGGUGUUGUUAGAACUUGUAAUCCUGGAUUCAACAAUUUCGAUGAUUAA